CACCAAACGCGGUUAUGUUAUAAGUAUAAGGCACUCUGAGCGCCGGGUCUGAGCGUGUUUUCAUCAUCUCGGGGGAUUCCCGGUUCCCGGAUGAAGUCACGGCGCGCACGUACGCUGUCACGAGCGACUUUCCGCAGCUAAACUGUGCGUUCUGACCGGAUGAGCGUUUCUCAAAGCGCGUCGGAUGAAAAGUUUGCGUGCUUUUGAGGAGAAACUAAACAGCAGCCCUGCUUUUAACGACGCUUUGUUUUGGCCCGUAUCGCGAUGUCGUUUCAGCUUGACGUAUAGACACAAAACCGGUUUAUUUAUUCAUUAAUGAAUGUAUUUAUUUAUAUUUACGUACUCGCACGGUAAGUAGCGAUAAUCUGUCCGUUUGACAGUAACGAGCGACCGAGGCGAUCCGGAGCCGCUGGGUCAGCUGCGACGUCAUACCUGACCCGAUGACGUCAUGACGCCCGCGUUUACAACAACAAUGAUCAUAACAUUGUUAAUAAAUUCUAAACUAACGAGGGAUCUUUCAAUUUUGAUUAACCUUAUCAUCAUUAUGGUCUAUCUGGUGGCAGAAAAUGAGAGUUUUAAAGUAGCAGUCUGUGGAAGCCAUUGAAUAACAGAAUAAAAAAGGCUCAUACGGAGGAACAGGAUGAGCUCGAGGCUGAAGGACGACGCUCGCUCGAGAGCCGUGCCCAGACUCAAAAACAAAAGGAUGGAAAAGUCCAAGCCGGAGUCUGAGAGGGACUCGGGCUUCUCAGACGGUGGCUCUGAGCAUCUGAGUGUGGACAGAGACGAGGCGUCCAGCUCCAGAUCACAGCUGACUCUGCAGGGCCUCUCACCAGUGAUCCUCAUGAACAACGUGCUUCUAAAGCAGUCUGGUGAAAACCCUUCGUCUUUGAAGCCCUGGGCCUUCGGUCCGGCGGUGGUUCCACAGCCUCAGGUGGUCUUCCUUCAACCCGUCGUCCCACAAAGAUCCGCUCCGGUGCCGAAGGGACCCCCAUCAAAACGCCACCGACACAGAAAGUACCUCCCUAUCCUCAAAUCCUACCCCAAAAUCGCUCCUCAUCCCGGAGACGCGCGGCCUAAGAGCAGCAGCAGCAGGUGUUCCCCUCGCGCUCAGAAAGAGCCGUUACCCAGCGCUCUUCCAGCAUCCGAACACAGACCCGAGUCCACAGACGGCUCCCCGCAGACGCUGCCAUCUGAUGCACACUCCGUUAACACGGACAACAAGAUAAAGCGCUUCUGCAACACGUACAACAUCCUCAGCAAGUCAGGCCUGCUGGACAUCACGCUGCGCACGAAAGAGCUGAUCCGGCAGAACCGGCGGACGCAGACGGAGCUGGAUCUCCUGCGCGAGCACACCAACCUGUUCAUGCAGGCGCUGCAGACCGGAGACUCGGUCAUCUGGAGCCAGCUGCUGACCAGCAUGCAAGAGGAGGACCAAGAGAAAGACCGGACAGUCAGCCCGGAGUGAGGCGAAGACACGAUGCAGCUUUCGUCUGACUGUAUCUUAAGGUCAAAGCAAGGCUCCAGCGGUCACUCUUUCAUCAAGCCUUAAACUAGUUCAGUGCAUAAGCUCUUUACACUCCUGCUGAAGGAAUCUGGACGCUCAAACAGAAACGUUCUGACGAUCUACAGUAGAGCGUAUUUUAGGGCAUCACAGAAUGAGACGAUCCCCAGCAGCACAGAUCAAGGAUGUGACGCAGCCGUCUCGUUUCAUCUCUCACAGCACUUUGAGUAAUUAUGUAUAUUUCACCCCAAAAUCAAAAGAAAGCAGAGGUUGUUCAUGAAGAAGACGUGGUCUGUUUCAGGACUCUGCAGGUGAACAGGGUUAAAGAGAGCUCUACACUUCAUUAGGAUUAAUCACAGUACAUUAAGACAAUAGAUUUGAUUGAAGAUGUGUUUAAAUAUGCAUGAUCUAAUUAAAUAUGCUAAUUUGCGUAUAUUUCCAGCACAUAAACUCGAUAAUAAUGGUGUUUGUGAGUGCUGCUGAAGCGGAGAAACAAACCUUUUAAGAUCUGAAUUGGAAUUUAAAUCGACAGAAAAACAGAAUGUAUUAACAAUUAAAUGUGUCUUAAAUGUUUUCUUUGCACUAGUCUGAAAAACAUCAAGCAGAAUACAGUUUUCUUUCUCUUGGUUGUGAGUUGAAGUAUGACUGUUCUGUGGAUUCCAUCCCUGUAUUUCUGAGGAGAAAGAUGAAUUGUGGUGCUUUGACUCCGAGGUUCGUCAGGAGGAGCGUGGAGUUUAUUCGAUGAACGAUGUUCUCUCCUCAAACUCUGAUCACGAGACGCAGACUCAGACUUUCUUUGGCAGCUAGUUCAGAACUCAUCGCUUUGAUUGGACGAGCUUGUUUCGCAUCUGUAUCCGCAUCACACACACUACCGGUCAAACGUUUGGGAUCAGAAACAUUUCUACUGUUUUUACAGGAGUGUCUUCUGCUCAUCAAGACUGCAUUUAUUUGAUUAAAAAAUACAGAAAAAAAAUGUAAUAUUGUGAAAUAUUAUUAUGAUGUAAAAUAACAUUAUUCUAUUUUAAUAUACAUUAAAGUGUAAUUUAUUUCUGUGAUGCGCAGCUGUAUUUUCAGCAUCAUAACUCCGAUCUGUUGACCGGUAGAGCGCAUCAUGUGCUGAUUUUAAUCAUCAGAGGUAGCACAGGAAAGUGUUUUUAUGUGUGAUUUUAUACAGUACGGUCACGAGCAGAAACAGCAGGUGUUACAGGAUUCAGUCUGUUCUCUAGGGAAGCUUGUUUCCACCACAGAAUAUAAUAAUAAUAAUAACAAAAAGGUCAGUUAUUUCAAAUCUUAGAAAAAAAAAAAAAAAACAGAUUGGCAAAACAUAAACUAAGAAAAGUCUUAAAUUGGAGAUAAAAACUUAAAAUCUCACAAUUCUAAGAGGACGAGUGAAUUGUUGAGACGUAAACUCACAGUUUAGAGUUUGUAAUCGCAAUAAAAGGGAGGUGUUCGUGUAAAGAUAGACAUGUUAACUCGCAACUCUGAGAUGAAAAAUCUCAUUUGUAAGAUAGAAAGUUGCAAUUACCUUGUUAUUUUUAAAUCCAUGGCUUGUGUUGGUGUUUCCAGACGCUCGUAGCCUUUAUUUUUUAGACGAGCGGAAACCCUUCAUCAUCGUGGCUUCUGAAGCAGGUGCAGAUUCAACAUCACCGCGCGGCUGCCACAAACACAUUCAGGAACGGUUCUGAAUCAUUUUAAAAGCAAAAGGGCUUAGAGAGACAGAAGUGUGUCGCUCUUAUUACUGAUAUUUGUUAUUCCUGUCUUUUGUAAGUAAAAUAAGAUGCCGUUUUCUUGUGUAAAGAUGUUCUUUUCUAUGUUUUUGUAUGUAUCUUUGCUGUCUGUUUGAUAAUGUGUGAGUUGAGCAGAACUGUGAAGGGGUUUUGUGUCAUAAAUCAGCUCGAUCCUGUGCUUUUACAUUAAUACAGCACUUACAGUCAUCACUAAUACAUACUGUACAUCUUCAGUUAAACAGGAGAUGAAUAAACAUUUCUCAGCUAAAUGUUCACUUUAUCUACUGAUUCCUUGUUUUUUACAUUUCAUUGUUUAAACUGUUUUUUAUUUCCCACUUUUUAAUUUUGAAGACAUGUUUUACUGAGUCCUACUCUGUGAAAUGCUUUCAUUUAUGUCAUAAAGUUAUUAAAAUAAUUCUGAUUGUCA
Cyprinus carpio (common carp) is the source of this 3655-nucleotide messenger RNA. Its product is annotated as CLOCK-interacting pacemaker-like. NCBI's taxonomy places the organism in Eukaryota, Metazoa, Chordata, Actinopteri, Cypriniformes, Cyprinidae. Gene Ontology annotation, biological process: negative regulation of DNA-templated transcription; negative regulation of circadian rhythm. Gene Ontology annotation, cellular component: nucleus. The record is from RefSeq and is a predicted model, not a curated record.